GAGAGAGAGAGAGAGUUGAAGGAAGUGGGUUGGGAGGAGAGAGUGAAUAUAACCACCCACCUAAACGUCUGUCAGACCGGUGGUCAAAAAGCAGACACUUGUAGAAGAGGCAAAGACUGACAGAGCAGUAAAAAGAGUGUGAAACGAGAGAUUUCAGGACGGAGAGAGAGUUUGACAUUGAGAAGAGAACACGGAUACACAUCAGCCUCAGGACCAGACGGGUGAAUGGAUACGUUCUGCAGUCUCAGUGGACUUGACCCUCUAUGGGACUGGAAUCAGACGUGGUACACGCACAACCCUGAACUGAGCGACUGUUUCCAGAACACGAUUCUGGUUUGGGCUCCAUGCAUCUACCUGUGGCUCCUGUCACCGUUCUACUGUCUUCAUCUGUACUGUCACGGGCGCGCUCCAUUGCCUCUCUCUUCACUCUGUAGUGCCAAACUGUUGCUGGGCUUCUUCUUGGCCUCUUUUGGUUUCGUGGAAUUCUUCUACAUCCUGUUGGAACGACGACUUGAAAUCCAGCAACAUCUCGUCUUCCUGCUCAGUCCCAUCAUACGAAGUGUCACCGUGGUGUUAGCCGUGUGUGUGAUUCAUUGGGAGAGAGUUCGGGGAUGUCGAUCCUCAGCGUUCCUGUUCUUCUUUUGGCUGUUGGGCGUGCUCUGUUCUCUCAUCCCGCUUCAUGAGAAGAUCCAGCUGGCUGUGCAUCAGGGUCUCUCUCCGGAUAUCGUGCGGUACUUGGCCUUUUUCUUGUACUUUGGCCUGCAGUUGGCGCAGCUUUUCCUCAGCUGUUUCGCAGACCGGGCACCCUCAGGCAAAGCUGUCCUCAAGAAUGCAUGUCCUGUUGAAGACGCAUCGUUCUUGUCAAAGAUCCUCUUCUGGUGGUUCAGCGGGUUAGUUUUGAAGGGAUACCGCUCACCCCUGCAAGCAGAAGAUCUGUGGAGUCUGAGGGAAGAGGACACGUCUGAGAAGAUCAUAUCUGACCUGGAGGAAGAAUGGGCAGCGGAACGCACUAAACUACAGCAACGAGAAAAACACCUCAGCACCAGCGUUGCCUUGGGAUCCCGACUACCGGAGCAGGCGCAGCUUCUCAGAAAGAUCCAGAAAGAGCAGAGCUCCGGGUUCUGCCUUCUGCGGACGCUGGCGCGAAGCUUCGGGCCGUACUUCUUGACCGGGACGCUGUGCCUCGUGGUCCACGAUGCCUUCAUGUUCGCCGUUCCACAGGUUCUGAGUCUGUUGUUGGGCUUUAUGAAGGAUGAGGACGCUCCGCUGUGGAAGGGUUAUUUCUACGCCUCGCUGAUGUUUCUAUUGUCCUGCCUUCAGUCCGUCUUCAAUCAUCAGUACACAUACACCUGCUUUACUGUGGGCAUGAGGGUUAAAACUGCUGUCAUGGGACUCAUCUACAGAAAGUCUCUUGUCCUGAACAGCACAGCUCGCAGGACGUGUACCGUAGGAGAGAUUGUGAAUCUGGUGUCGGCUGAUACUCAGAAGUUGAUGGAUUUUGUGGUGUAUUUUAAUGCCGUGUGGCUGGCACCCAUUGAGGUGACGCUCUGUCUCUUCUUUCUGUGGCAGCAUUUGGGACCAUCGGCUCUAGCAGGCAUCACCACGGUCAUCUUUAUCUUCCCUCUCAACGGGUUCAUCGCGCGGAAGAGAAGCAAACUCCAGGAGAUACAGAUGAAGUACAUGGAUGGACGGGUGAAGUUAAUGAACGAGAUUCUCAACGGUAUUAAGAUCCUGAAGUUCUACGCCUGGGAAAAAGCUUUUCUGGAGCAGGUGCUGGGAUACAGAGAGAAAGAGCUCAAAACUCUGAAGAAAUCGCAGAUCUUGUACUCCGUGUCCAUCGCUUCUUUCAACUCCUCAUCUUUCUUGAUUGCUUUCGCCAUGUUCGGAGUGUAUGUGCUCAUCGAUGACAAGAAUGUUCUGGAUGCUCAGAAAAUCUUCGUGUCGAUGGCUCUCAUCAACAUCUUGAAGACUCCUCUAAGUCAGCUUCCGUUUGCCAUGAGCACGAGCAUGCAGGCUGUGGUAUCACUCAAGCGGCUGGGGAAGUUUCUCUGUCAAGCUGAACUCAAACCAGAAAAUGUGUCGAGAGAAACGUUUCAUUCCGACCGAGAUGGUGUCGUGUUUGAGAACGGAACCUUCAGCUGGUCUAAAGACGGUCCUCUAUGUUUGAAAAGAAUCAGUGUUCAGGUUCCUUGCGGUUCGCUGGUUGCUGUCGUCGGUCAUGUGGGCAGUGGCAAAUCCUCGCUGCUUUCUGCCAUGCUCGGAGAGACUGAGAAAAGAAGCGGGACUGUAUCAGUCAGGGGCACCAUUGCUUACGUUCCUCAGCAAGCUUGGAUCCAGAACGCAAGUCUGCAGGACAACAUUCUGUUUGGACGUGAAAAGAAGGAAAGCUGGUACCAGCGAGUCCUGGAGGCGUGUGCUCUUCUGCCGGAUCUAGACAACCUGCCCGCCGGAGACGCCACUGAGAUCGGAGAGAAGGGUCUGAACUUGUCUGGAGGUCAGAAACAGCGGGUGAGUCUGGCUCGUGCUGUUUACAGGAAAGCUGACGUCUAUCUGCUGGAUGAUCCUCUGUCUGCUGUAGAUGCUCAUGUGGGUCAGCACAUCUUUAAUAAAGUCAUUGGACCCAAAGGCAUACUGAGAGACAAGACGCGGGUUUUGGUGACUCACGGGAUGAGCUUUCUGCCUCAAGCGGAUCUGAUUCUGGUUCUGGUAGAUGGGGAGAUCACAGAGCGAGGAUCGUAUCAAGAGCUUCUGAACAGAAACGGAGCUUUCGCUGACUUCAUUCACACGUUCGCAAACUCGGAAAGAAAAGAGUGCCUUACAGAAGCCUUCCAGAGAGGUUCCAGAAAGUCUUUAAGGUUAAGUGUUACUGACUUCAUGCCGUUCUCUCUAGAUCUAUCUCAAGAGCAGCUCAUUGGUGGAGACACAAACAGCAUCACGAUGCAGAGCGUCGAGCCGUUACCUGAUUCUGAUGAAGAUCAAAUCCCAGAAGACCUCGGCAAACUCACCAAAGUUGAUAAAGCACGCAUAGGCAGAGUCAAACUUGAGAUGUACGUUGAGUAUUUCCGCACCAUUGGCUUGCCGUUGAUCGUUUCUAUCGUAUUCCUGUACGCCAUCCAACAAGCGGCAUCUCUGUCUUAUAACUACUGGUUGAGUUUAUGGGCCGAUCAGCCUGUCAUCAAUGGAACCCAGUUAAACACAGAUAUGAAACUGGGAGUCUACGGAGCUCUCGGCUUUGUGCAAGGAAUCGCUAUAUUUGGUACCACGGUUGCCAUCUCUCUAGGGUGCAUCAUCGCCUCCCAUCAUCUUCAUCUGGAUCUUCUCAAUAACGUUCUUCACUCGCCCAUGUCGUUCUUUGAGUCCACGCCUAGCGGGAACCUCCUCAAUCGCUUUGCUAAGGAAAUCGAUGCUAUAGACAACAUGAUCCCCGACGGGCUGAAGAUGAUGCUCAGUUACUUCUUUAAACUCAUGGAAGUCUGUAUCAUCGUGUUGAUGGCCACUCCAUUCGCAGCGGUCAUCAUGCUCCCUAUGGCAUUCAUCUAUGCAUUCAUGCAGAGUUUCUACGUGGCCACGUCGUGCCAGCUGCGUCGUCUGGAGUCUGUGAGUCGCUCUCCCAUCUACACACAUUUGAAUGAGACGGUGCAGGGUGCCAGCGUCAUCCGGGCGUUCAGCGAGCAGUCACGCUUCAUCACGGACGCCAAUCACAGGGUGGAUCAAAACCAAACGGCUUACUUUCCCCGAUUUGUUGCCACGAGGUGGCUGGGUGUGAAUCUGGAGUUUCUGGGCAACGGCAUUGUUCUGGCUGCUUCUAGUUUCUCUGUGAUGGCCAAAGGAACGCUGAGCCCCGGGAUGGUGGGUCUGGCCGUGUCACAUUCACUUCAGGUGACAGGUUUUCUCAGCUGGAUCGUGAGGUCGUGGACGGAUUUCGAGAACAACAUCGUGUCGGUUGAGCGAGUGAAAGAAUACGCAGACACACCGAAAGAGGCGUCUUGGACCAUAGAAGGAAGUUCUUUACCUUCAUCUUGGCCUCAGACCGGAACUAUUGAGUUUCACGAUUAUGGCCUUCAGUAUCGUAAAGGUCUAGAACUGGCCCUGAAGGGCAUCUCUGUCCGCAUCCAAGAGCGAGAGAAGAUUGGUAUUGUGGGAAGAACCGGUGCAGGAAAAUCUUCUUUGGCUCUUGGAAUUUUCCGGAUCUUGGAGGCAGCGAAAGGAAAGAUCUACAUUGACGGAAUCAAUAUAUCAGAACUCGGGCUUCACGAUCUGAGAUCCCGCAUUACCAUCAUUCCUCAGGACCCAGUGCUGUUCUCUGGAUCUCUCCGUAUGAACCUCGACCCCUUCAAUGUGUAUUCUGAAGAGGAGGUGUGGAACGCCCUGGAACUGGCCCACCUUAAGAACUUUGUGUCUGGACUUCCAGAUAAACUCAACUAUGAGUGCUCAGAGGGAGGAGAAAAUCUCAGUCUUGGUCAGAGGCAGCUGGUUUGCCUCGCGAGAGCUCUUCUCCGAAAGACAAAGAUUCUGGUGUUGGAUGAAGCGACGGCCGCACUGGACCUGGAGACAGACACCCUGAUCCAGUCCACCAUCCGCAGUCAGUUUGCGGAUUGUGCUGUUCUUACCAUAGCACAUCGCCUCAACACCAUCAUGGAUUACACAAAAGUAAUUGUUAUGGAUAAAGGACAUAUCGUGGAGAUGGAUUCCCCCACUAACCUGAUCGCGAGCAGAGGUCCGUUUUACUACAUGUGUCGUGAAGCCUGCGUCCUGUAAGCGCGUGCGCUGCCGUUGACUGUCCUCUGGCGCCCCCGUGAGGCGAGAGCGAAGAAUGUGAUGAUCUCAGUGCAGUGCACUCACAUGAGAACAUAUCGGACAACUGGUGCUUCACAUGGGGAUAAAAAAUAACCGAAGACUUGAAGUAUUGGUUCCCACACACCAGCAAAUAAAGACAUUUUAAGCUAAUACGUAAACACAGAUUUACGGCCUUCAUCAAGGGCACAAAAAAAUCAUUCUCUCAGAAGAUACAGACUGGUGCUUUCUACUUGCUUUCUUUGGUUAUAGAAUAGAAAGGUGUAGCUGACGGACCUGACCUGUAAAUUUCCCAUCUAACACACACAAGAAAAACGUGUUUGUUCUGCCUGUCUGUCAGCAUCUUUGAAUGUGAAAAAUACAUUUGGUUUGAGAGGAAAAUUGAUGAUUCUAUAAACUCUAGUAGUUGUACAUAAUUCUCUUCAGACAGUCAAUUACUGGGAUUGUUUGAGAGAAAUGUUUACCAACAUACUUGACCUGAAAUUCCCUGGAAAAUACCAGACAGCCUUUCAGACACUAAUUAAAGUUUUACAAGAGAAGAGAAAAACACUGCAUUCACCCAAAUAGGUGGUGAUGCUUGUUCCUUUCAGCCAAAGUAAACAUGUAAAAUGAGCAAUAACAGCUGGAUGAAAGAACAUGUACACAUUAUACAAUACUGUCAUACUGCUGAAUUAUUCCGAUUUUGUAUAUAAAGAAAAUAUUGUUCUCAUCACCGUUCUGAAGGCAAGAGUUUUAUUUAGCGGUUCUGCCCUUCAGGUGUUUUUGUAUAAACACACUUUACAAGUGGACAUGAAAAGAAGUAACUGCGUGCCUUUGUGACUUCAAAAAUUUAUUUAUACGUUUUCUAUUUAAUCUUUGACACUUAAUUGUUUGUAUGUUUCUACAUGUACGUUUAUAAUUGUAUAAAGAAAAUCUCGUAAAGAAUUCAUCAUUGUGCUUACAUCAGGCCCUAAGAUGUCACAAAAUAACUACCAAACAAACAUCAUACACACGGCCCAGACAUGACAAGAUCAUCUGCAAAAAACUGAGUACCAAACUAUAUUUAUUGUUUACAGUAGUAAAGGACAACAAAAAAUGUACAAAUCAGUACAGAAGGAUGCCAACAUCUGGAAAUCUUUUAAGUCGACCUUUAAAAGCCUCUCUGGUGGGCUAGAGAUGUUUUAAAGAGAUUACACCAGGCCUUACGAGAGACGAACAACAUCUCCGCUACAAAGCCGGAAAAGAUUCCCUUUAGUUUUACUUCAAGACCUGGCAACAGUUUGGGGGUGAUUUAAAAAAUAAAACAAACAGACAUUGGUAUUCUUACAUCCUUCGCGCCUACUCAAGCGAGACACGAGGAAAUGAGAAUAGUAGGUGGAUUUUUCUACACACAUUUAAAAGUAUAAACUAGUGGGGUAUAGCGUUGUCUAAAUGCUCUAACUGGAGUACCUUUGGGGUUUGGUCCAGAAGGUGUCAUUAGAAAUUGUGUCAUGAAGUCAAGUCUCUUAAACGGCCAAUAAGAAUAGACCCCACCCCAAGCCCACCCAUGCAGUGAGAAGCAGCCUCGUUAAAAAGGCAGAUGAAUACAACACUGGUUGAAUAUUUCUACAACAUACAAAGAGAAUCAGAGUUGAAACAGCCCUACUUAAAGCUCUCAAGGAUUGGAGAAAAAGAAAACAGCUUCCCCUUCGUUUAAAAGGGCAAAGUAACUAUGGGGGUCAACUGUUGCCGGUUUGAUCAGCCG
This is a messenger RNA of Triplophysa rosa, 6517 nucleotides long. RefSeq names its product ATP-binding cassette, sub-family C (CFTR/MRP), member 6a (gene abcc6a). Bases 226 to 4758 code for a protein of 1510 amino acids. NCBI's taxonomy places the organism in Eukaryota, Metazoa, Chordata, Actinopteri, Cypriniformes, Nemacheilidae. Gene Ontology annotation, cellular component: membrane. Gene Ontology annotation, molecular function: ATP hydrolysis activity; ATP binding; ABC-type transporter activity. The transcript has 31 exons. The record is from RefSeq and is a predicted model, not a curated record. Gene Ontology annotation, biological process: transmembrane transport.